This is a messenger RNA of Dendrobium catenatum, 1368 nucleotides long. Its product is annotated as phosphoglycolate phosphatase 1B, chloroplastic. Lineage: Eukaryota; Viridiplantae; Streptophyta; Magnoliopsida; Asparagales; Orchidaceae. The record is from RefSeq and is a predicted model, not a curated record. Gene Ontology annotation, molecular function: phosphatase activity. The transcript has 11 exons. Bases 87 to 1196 code for a protein of 369 amino acids.
CUCUCUACAAGCUUAUAUGCUGCGCCUUUUAUUGCCUUCUCCGACUAUAGAUAAAAGGCGGAGAGGAGCGGGACGACGAACUCGAGAUGCUCAUCACAAUAACCGCCUCAGUCUCUCACUCCUUCCUCUCUUUCUUCUACUCCCCUUCUCCCUCCUCUCCCAGAACCCUAAUCUCCUCGCUUCUACCGAACAAACUCAGCCUCCGAUCUAGCUUCUUGCCAUUCUCUUCUCUCGGCCGGCGGAGGCACCACCUCCAUAGCCAGCCAACGGGCUCGGUGUCGGCGAAUACCAUGAAUGCCUCGUCGCAAAAGCUAGAGAAUCCUGACGAUCUUAUCGAUUCCGUGGAGACCUUCAUCUUUGAUUGCGAUGGAGUGGUGUGGAAGGGCGAUAAGUUGAUUGACGGCGUUCCAGAAACCCUGGACAUGUUACGCUCAAAGGGGAAGAGGUUGGUGUUUGUAACUAACAAUUCAACCAAGUCCCGAAAGCAAUAUGGCAAGAAGUUCGAAACAUUAGGUCUUAAUGUCAGGGAGGAGGAGAUCUUUGCAUCAUCUUUUGCAGCUGCUGCUUAUUUGAAGUCGAUUGAUUUUCCUAAAGAUAAAAAGGUUUAUGUGAUAGGUGAGGAUGGUAUACUUAAAGAGCUGGAGCUUGCUGGACUCCAAUAUCUUGGUGGUCCGGCAGAUGGCGAGAAGAAGAUAGAGCUAAAACCCGGUUUUCUGAUGGAACAUGACAAGGAUGUUGGUGCUGUUGUAGUUGGUUUUGAUCGAUAUAUCAACUACUAUAAAAUCCAGUAUGGAACUUUAUGCAUACGCGAAAAUCCUGGUUGUCUCUUCAUAGCCACAAAUCGUGAUGCUGUUACUCAUCUCACAGAUGCUCAAGAAUGGGCAGGUGGAGGCUCUAUGGUUGGUGCAAUUCGUGGCUCAACUCAGAAGGAACCCAUUGUAGUUGGAAAGCCCUCCACUUUUAUGAUGGACUACUUAUCCCAAAAGUUUGGUAUUCUCAAGUCACAAAUAUGUAUGGUUGGAGAUAGAUUGGAUACAGAUAUACUAUUUGGGCAAAAUGGUGGCUGCAAAACCCUGCUUGUACUCUCAGGCGUGACAACUCUGCAAAUGCUUCAAAAUCCAAACAAUUCUAUACAACCUGAUUUCUACACCAAUAAAGUUUCCGACUUCCUCAGUCUUAAAGCGACCGCUGUAUAAAAAACGUGUAAAGUAAAGUUGCUUUAUUUAAACCAUCAAUCUAAUUUAUGCUCCAUUGUAAUUGAGAAGAUGUAAACAGAACGAAAGGAAGGUAGUAGUGCGGUCAUUUGUAUUUGUAACAAGGUCAACGCUUUACUUCGCAUUUGAAUUAUUGAAUUAGUUUAUAUCUGGA